Molecule: messenger RNA, 3738 nt
Organism: Paracoccidioides lutzii Pb01
Exons: 2
Coding region: 1-3738 (1245 amino acids)
Source: RefSeq, a predicted model, not a curated record
AUGUAUGGCUCUAAGCCGCCCCAUAUUCCGCCCUUCUAUUCUCCCAUCUCUUUGGUCUCACCGCAACCCGAGUGGCAGCAGCCUCCACCCCAGCAGGCGCAUGGUCCACAAUGGCCUUCGGACCAUGUUCCUCCUCUUCCCCCUCUCCCUCCCCCGCCGUUUCCGGCAGUGUCGCAACCAGGCGCAUCUUCGUAUCAUCCGGGAACAUAUGGCCCCAUGCCAGGAGCCUCGCCAUCGCUUGAUCAAGGUGCCCACACAGGAUUCCCUCCAAUGGGAGAUAUAUCAGCCUGGGGUGUACGCUUUAACCAACGCCAGAGCUGCCAGCACCCUCAGUCAAACCUUCAUGGAGGGCAAUGCGCCGCUCCUCCACUGCCGCCUCGCCCAUCAAGUGCGAUUGAUCAGCUGCAAUCGCAAUCCCCCGCGCACCCUGCUCCAUGGCUCUCCCCCACAACUCCUCCACCCCAGCCAGGUCAACAGUUUUACUCGCAAAACCAAAUAAUGAGUAUGACCGAUGCUCACCCUUAUUUCCCGCAGCAGCAGCAACAGCCGUGGCAAGUCUUUCAGGAUCCCAACUUCCCAAGCAACCCACAAAAUCCCCCUCCCCCGCCCCCUAUACCUGCAGCAUACCAAAUAGAACAACAGCAAAAUCCUCAAGGCUGGGUGUCCCAACCAACUUACUCCGAUCAACCGUCCACACACCAUUAUGACCCUCCGCAACAGCAACUCCAGAAUCCGACAGUGACGGGCCCUCCUGUGUUGGCUCAAUAUGGUAUUACAGGGGACGGAAUGCACGGCCGGCCUCAGAGUCCUCCACCAGCAAAUUCACCUCCUACUUCAUUUUCAGUUAUCCCCCAAUCGCCCCCUGUUGCACCAACGGCCUCAGCACUAGGAAUUGGUGGCCCAUCUGAUUGGGAACACUUUUCCGGCCCACAAGAAGAGAUUGACGACACCGAAGUCUUUAAUUUCAAGACUGAAACGCCUCCCAAAAGUGCCAAUACUUUUGAGCUUCCUUCAGAUAGCCCCCCGCGGACCCAUAGUGAACAGAGUAAGCCAACUCACAACGAACUCACAGUUAGCCCACAAAGCUACGCCGUAAUAGAGCCCAUCCGAAGCCCAUCUCCCAGUCCAACAAUUAGUCCCAAUAAUUCGGUGAGGGGAGAGCCCAAUAAUAAAUCUGUUCUAUCCGAUCGAGCUGAUAGUAUUGCCUCUUCUACAAUUUCGGCUGAUGGCUUUACGAUCAUUGAUGGGGUUAUCCAAGCAUGGUCUAACACAGUGCCGUCCGAAAUACCAUCGCUUAAUGCUACGCAAGCCAAAGAGAGCCCGCUGAAUUUAUCGUCACCUAUCCCGAAACCCCCUCCCAUCCCCUCCCUCCCCGCUCCCCGAAUUCAGACUCCAGAGAAUGAGGGCACUCAUUCCACCACCCCAAAACCAGAGCAGUUAACGUCUAAAGCUGAAAUAAAGGUUGUUGAUCCAAAUUCGGAUCUUGACCCUUGGUAUAAAUCUUCUUUAGGCCGAUAUGUUACCAUGCUCCGAAAGGAAAUGGCCGCGGAAUCGGACGAAGAAAGGUUCAAAAUUUUUACCUAUUUUCUCAACAAGGAAACUAAAUUGCGUGAGAUUCUUUACGGUGUAGAAGAUACGACAAGCACGAUUACUGUCAAGCCCAUGACGAGCCUCUCGAUCAGAAGGCAAUCGUUAGCCAUGUCUGGGCUAAACACUACUAGGCUAAACGUCCCACCGGAGGAAAGAGAUGACGUUCUGGCCUACAGUCCAGGAGGGAGGCCCAUUCUUGCCUCCGCUCUGUCUACGCACAACCAGCGGGAGAGGGUCUCUACUGGAGACGGCCUCCAUAGAUCAGCAUCUCACCCAACUCCACCCUUACAAACUCGCAUUCGGCAAAGUAGCCUGGGCUCACAAGAAAAUUUCAGCUCUGUUUCUUCCCGGAACCACAUGUCAGGUCUUCCGCGAUCAGUAUCUGUUCCUCCUGGAGCAGGCCAAGCAGCUGCUCAGAAUCAAAAUGUGACCCCACUUGUAAUCCAACCUACAACGCCGGUCUACACCCCUUUCCGAUACAAAGAAGGGCCGCAAAGGGGUUCAGGGCCGUUGUCGUUUGACCGACCUGCAUACCAGGCUUAUUCUGCUUUGCGGCAGGCAUCUGUUGCUGUUGGCCGAACACUUGCUCAUGCGGCUGCUGCCUCUUCUCUCGGGGCAGAUUCCGGGAAAUCGCCAUCGGUGGGAAAGGCUGAGCAUGGGGAGACAUUCAUUGGACUGAUUAGAGAGAAAAGUGUAGCAUAUCGUGGCCAACAUAGGGUUACCGACUCUCUUACAAAAGCCUCUUUGUCAGAUACUUCAUUGGGGGACAACAAGAGCACAAUAUUUGAUUCUCUACAAGCCUUAGUUCCUCGAUCAUUUCCUAAUCCAGCCGAAAAUCCACAUGUCAUUGAACUCCGCAAAGAAUUAGAAUCUGUUCAGGACGAUUUCGCUUUCAUCCAAGAGUCUAUAGAUGAAUGGGAUGAGCAGGCACGCAUUAAACGCCCUGAACUUGAUAAUCAGCGUCUAGCUAGACAAGAGGAAUCAGAGCACCAUAUCGAUAGUCUAUUCAAUGACAAGGAAAUCGGAUAUUCUGACAUUAACGUGUUGGAAGAUGAGUUUAGGCAAACAGAAGCGCAACGACAGCUCACUGAGGAAAGAAAGGAGUUCGAAACUUUUGUCAAUGGUAUUUUCAAUCCCAUAGACCGCCAGUUGAAAGACGAUAUUUGCAAGCUCCAAGCUCAAUAUGAUCGUGCUAUUAACCUGCUGAAUGCGAAAACUCCAGCGACUGACCUCUUACCUGUUUCGCCUAAAGUAACGAAAUAUGAGCUUUCACACAUCAUGAGGAUUGCUGUGGAGUUAUUCCAAAAAUUGGAGGUUCGAUACGAUAAACAAGCGGUAGCGUCUUUGGAACGAGAGCGACGCCGGAAGAAAGCCGAACGCAGAUAUUAUGUUUUCCUUGGAGAGACGUCAUUGCUCAAACAGCUCGAUAAAGAUUUUGAUACGAUGGAGAAAACAAGUAUUCUCAACGCCGCCAGAGAAAAAGACAAUCGUGCAAAUACACUAAUGGACUCGUUCGACGAUGCCAGCAUGCGUGGGCUUGGAGAAAACCAAAGCCUUGUGGACGAUAUUGCUGGAAAUGUGAAAAGGCUUGACGCACGAUACCUCAAUAACCUUGGGAACAUACCCCCAGAAACAAGACAGACAAUGAACUUGGCCUUGGACUUUGUCAAAUAUCUCAGCACAGACUCUCAAUCUAUCCUUCAGAGUUUUGGUAUAGCCGACCUGGCUCUUAACAACGCAGACUAUGACGUUUCCGUCUCGGAAGCCCGCGUCGCUAAUGCAGAGCCAGAUAUCUUCCAUGGCCUCGAAGAGGAGAAAAAGAAAGAAGACGUUAAAAUCCACGACGACCUUCACACGCGACUUGACAGCGUGAAAAUGGGCCACGAAGCGAUAAUGGCUAACAUCCGUGGGGCCCUGAGUUGCAUGAGGAGAGUAGGAUUUGGACAGCCUUCGUCAAAUUCGAAUGGGGAUGUUUGGGCGGAGCCACAGCCCCCACCUGCAGUGCCUAUUUUUGAAGUACCCCCACCAGUCCCGUUGAAAACACCGGCAGUUGUUAACCCUCUGGUAGUUGAAGAUGAGCAGCAGCAACGGUACCGGAAAGCUCUGGAGGAUGCCAAAAUAAGAAAUGCCGCGAAAGGAUUCGCGUGA